UGAGCUUCAGUUUGGGUCGGAAAAUAAUAGAAGAAGCGAUGAAACACACGUUACAGUCUCUCUGUUUUUUUUUUGUAACUUACAGUCUCUCUGUUCCAUCGUGAAAUUUUGGACCAUCUUCCGGACGGGUCUUUUCAAAGCCGAUCGUUCCAUAGGCUAUGAUGUAGGCCUUGCAAAGAGUAGUGGCAGUAGCAGCAGCAAUGGUAGUAGUCAGGUUAGAUAACGAUUUGAGUCUAUUUUGGAUUUUCAGGAUUAAAUUGUUUUUAGUUUCAGAAUAUUUAUAAAUUUCCACCACCUCCCUAGAUCUUAUAUGAGUAAUGAACAAAUAUUUGAACUCAGAGAAGUUAGAGAGAAACAAGAAUGAAACAGUUGAACUAAUAAAAUGUUCAUUCAUCUUUUAACUCUCAUAUACUCGUCGUAAUUAUGUCUCUAAUCCUCCAUGUAAAUAUGUAAAAAUGGGCCAAUGAACUUCUUGGGAUAUUUUAAUUAAUAUGAGUAAAGGCCCAUUUCUAUGAAAAAUAAAUAAGCACAAAGGUGAUCCAUUAACGGCCCAAAUGGAUCCUAGACAAAAAAAAAAGAUUUGGGUCCAGAGAAAGACCCCCAAUCUCGAAAAGAAACAGAACAAACAAACCCUAGAUUAUAACGCCGGACAGAAGAAGAAGAAGAAGAAGAUGAUGAGGUUCCUGGGAAGCACGUUGGCUAAGUCUUGUGGCAAGGGGAGGCUGCAGUGUCGUGAUUUUUCAUCCGUCGGUGAGAAAGUUGUGACUAAGCGCGGCUCGAAAGUUGUUGGAUACGCCUAUAAAGGGGCGUUUUGUGGUAUUGGAUACGUGAUUGGUGGCUUAACAACAAACUCUGUCUCGGCGCAAGUUCAGGGAGUUGAGGAGAGACUGCUGGAAGUAUCGAAAAGCUGUGAUGAAACCGAAGCAGCGUUGGAGGCACGAAUGAAGAACUGGAAGACGAAGAAUAUCUAAUUUUACUUUGAGUGCUUUACUCAUUUAGACACAUUCUCUAUUUUCUUUACAAAAAAGAACACAAUUCACUUGAGAGUUACAUUGUUUAAGAGAGAGAAGAAAAUUUUGACUUUAAAGCCCUUUUCUUUAGAGAAAGAGACUAACGAAAUUGUAAAGACAAAAGAUUGAGGAGGUCUCGUUGGGAUCCAGCUGGCAUUUGUAAAUCCUCUAACCUUAGUUUUAUAAGGAAGGCAACAUGUAAUAUUUUUUUUCUGAAA
This is a messenger RNA of Raphanus sativus (radish), 1228 nucleotides long. RefSeq lists its product as uncharacterized. The record is from RefSeq and is a predicted model, not a curated record. The coding region runs from base 555 to 971 and encodes 138 amino acids. The transcript is spliced from 5 exons. NCBI's taxonomy places the organism in Eukaryota, Viridiplantae, Streptophyta, Magnoliopsida, Brassicales, Brassicaceae.